Dujonia railenensis is the source of this 4260-nucleotide messenger RNA. NCBI's taxonomy places the organism in Eukaryota, Fungi, Ascomycota, Pichiomycetes, Serinales, Debaryomycetaceae. The record is from the annotation of a GenBank genome assembly.
AUGUCUGUGUCUAGUGGUAAUAUUACGGGUAAUUCCGGAUUUGCACACGGACAGCAGCAAUCAGCGAAGUUUCAAAUGAAUGGGCAGUCUAAUAGUGGGCCCAACGAUUCAAGACGAAAUAAUAGAAGAAGAGGACCUUCAGGGAACAAUAACAACAAUAGUAAUAAUAAUAAUAAUAAUAAUAAUAACAACAACAACAACAACAACAACAACAACAAUACUAACGGUAAUGGUGGUUUUAGUAAUAAAGACAGCAGAAGGUUAAGGUCGAAGACAUCUAACGACAAGAGGACCCCUCCCGCCAACAACUCCAUCAAUAGCUCUUCCGCUAAGAACAGCAACAGUAUCAGCCUACAAACCCAGGACGAUGACCAGUACAACACCAUAAAAAAAGUCAUUCCCAAGCAGAAGCCCGACCAAUUGCAGAAUUACACUGCUCUGGAGAUAGAACUCACUGGUCCAAUAUUUCCCAAUCCAUCGCAACUUGGUUUCCGCCAACAACAGCAUAAGAGUCGACCUAGGCCCAUCCCCAAGUACCUCAUGCAUCAGCCACGACUUCUUGUAACCCCACCCUUGUUCAUAGACCCGUGGGAUGCCAACAACCAACAAAAAAUGCUCUCCAUGGAGCAGGCAGCAGGUGGUAAGGACUCUCAGAGUUUGUACGAAGAGUUUCAGAAAAUGAGAGACGUAGAACGUAAGCAAAUGGAAGUGUUGGGCCUUGUGGAUGCUGAGAACGUAAGUAAGGAUCUUACCGAUGCCAUUCAUUUCCAGGGUUCAUGUUUGGAGAUGUGUCCAAUUUUCGAGAGAGUAAGGAGAGCACUUGAAAAUAAUGUCAAAAACUUGGAAAGAGACCCAGCCACAGGAAAGAUCAGUCGUGAAAGGGCCAUCAAGGCAUUCAGCAGACCUGCUGCAGGACAACCACCUCCAUUACCAUCUGAAGUGAGACCCCCGCAUGUCCUUGUAAAUACAUUGAACUACUUAGUGGACAAUUCCCUCAGCUUACUCCCAGAAUCUCACUCAUUCAUUUGGGACAGAACGAGAUCUAUAAGACAAGAUUUCACAUAUCAGAACUUUUUCGGACCUGAAGCAAUAGACUGUAACGAAAAAAUCGUAAGAAUACAUUUACUUUGUUUGCAUGUAAUGGCUGGUGCAGCUUCAGAGGGAGGCGUGGAAUAUUCUCAACAACAAGAAUUGGAACAAUUUAAUAAAGCCCUUCAGACGUUAUUAGAAAUUUAUAAAGAUAUUCGUAAUCAUGGUGGAGAAGCUCCCAAUGAAGCAGAAUUUCGUGCAUAUUAUCUUUUGUCACAUCUUCGAGACCCAGAACAAGAGAGAGAAAUACAACAAUUGCCAAACCAUAUUAUUAACGACCCCUUCAUUCAAUUGGCACUAUUAUUCAGAAACUUAGUUUGUCAAAGCAAUAUAGUUGAGAGAGGUUACCACAAUACUGUUGGAUCACUUCUGUUGUUCGAAGAAUUUUUCAAGAUUGUUAAGUCAAAGCAGGUGCCCUUCUUGAUGUCUUGCCUUCUUGAAACUCAUUUCAAUGAGAUCAGAUUCUACGCAUUAAAAAGUAUGUCUAGAAGCUAUCAUACCAAAAGUAAACCCUACCCAGCAGAAAAACUCCAAAAAUUCCUUGCAUUUGAUCAUUUAGAGCAAUUGAUCAAAUUUGUGCAAUACUAUGAAGUGGAUAUUAUCAAUGAUAACCAAGGAAAAGUUCUUGUGGACUUGUUCAACAAGGAUAAGCUAGAAACUGUCUACAAAUUGAAUUCAAUUCAUGAUAAACCUAAAUUGAGCCCAGCAUAUACAAGAGCAUUCGACGAGAAGUUUCUGAUGCAUGGAGGGAAUGGGGGGAAUAUAAGAGCAUUGAUUGAUAGUGGAAAGAGUAAUAAUGACUUGAAGUUAAAAAGUGCCAGUACUAUAAGAAAGGUGUCAAAUAGGCCAGCAUCCAGCUUGGUUCCGCCUACUUUGCUUGCUCCUCCUACAUCAUUACCAUCUUUCCUGGCCGUCCCUCUCUCUUCUAAUGUAGGAACUAAAUCUUUAUCAGAUUUCUUGAAUUCGGGUGCCAAUAAAUCUGGCUCAGGAGGGGGGUUUGGCUUCGGUAAUACUACAGGUGGCUCCUUUGGCGCUAAUACUCCAGUUUCGUUUGGAAAUGCUGUUAUAUCUGGAACAGGAGCAACAGACAAAGCUCUUGCUAAUACGUUUGGGGAGAAAGGUAAGCCUGCAGAAUUUUCAGUUCCUGCUAAAUCUACUCCUCUAGAUAAUGUUGCAUUUAAGAACAGUAUUAGAGAGAGCUCGCUCAAACCCGACAUCGUAAGCAUAUCAAGUCCACCUGUUGGUAAUAAUUUUAGAAGUUCUGGCCAGCCUGUGCCAUUAUUUAAAUCUGACUCAGCUAAACCGAGCCCUAUAUUUGGUAAUAAGGAAUUCGUUCCGCCUCCAAAUCCCUCUAUUUCUACACCGCCAUCAUUCAACUUCAGUAAGCUGAGUACUGAGACGACAAAACCACUUCAUAGCCGUGAGGAGGCAACUAAUGCGACAAAACCUAUACCAAUUCCACCUACAGCCACUUCCAAUACAUUAGCUCCAACCCCAAACACAAUUUCACAACCCCCAAAGGCUCUCCGCUUAGUAGAAUCAGUCCACUAUGCCGCUGCAUCCAAUCAAAUCUACCAAGACUUACUAUCAAACGUUAUUGAAUCUGAGCUAGGUAAAAUACUACCUAAAUUCGUAGAACAGCUGAAUUCAAAUAUUAGAAAUGCAAAACUCAUUCAGACUACUAGAAAUGAAGUGUUUCAAAAUUUACUAGAUGGAUUAGUGAAAUAUAAAUUGCUUGAAGUACAAGCAGACCAUUUUUAUCAAAAUUCAUUGCGCAAGAAAUCGGCAAAGCUACUUGUCAGAAAAGGGAAAGAUACGAGGUCUAAAGCCAUGAUGAAGGAAAGAAAAAGACAGGAACUUCAACUGAUUAAAUUCACUGGUAGUUCCAGACUGAAUAAAAGACAAAAAUCUGCAACAUGUUCUCCAAGCUCUGAUUCUUCCACAAGCAAUAUUGUCGCACGGAAGAGAAUAAAAUUAAACUCCAUUUCUCCUUCAUAUAUAGACGAGACACAAAAGUCUGUUGAAAAGUUAUGGGAGCCAAUUGACCUCAAAGCAUUUCUUAAUAGAAUCUCCUCCAAAAUUAAGAUUAAAUUGGAAAGUAAAGACAUUGAAUUUAACUUUUUAAUUCUUGUUGAAAACUGGGAAUCUAACUAUUCCAAAUGGUUGAACAAUAAACUAGGUAUGGUUGCUAACCGAGAAUUAUUGUGCUAUGAGAAGAUUUUGGCUUCUGAUAGAUUAAAAUUGAAGUUUACUAGUUUACCUCCUGGUAAUUACGAGUCAAAGAAAUUUUUCUCCAAAUCACCGUUCAUUAUAUUUGAGUGCGGAAAGACCAUUGACUCGUCCAGUUCCAUGUCUGAAAAGUUGCAAGCAGAUAAAGAAAAACUACUGAAGUUGGUUAAAUUGCUUAAUGGGUAUAGCUUUUACAAAGUUCAGUUAGUUUUGAUUUUUUGGGAUUGCACUGGGACCGCUGGCAAUGAUACUGAAGAGAUUUUGACAGAAUUAGAUAUUGAUUCACUUAAACAGGAAGAUUGUUUGCAAAGUGUUGAUUUAAUUGAUAUGACGGAUAAUCAAGAUAUCAAUGAGAAGUUAGAUAAAGUAUUCACUAACCUUAGCUCUGGAUUCAAGGGAGAGUUGACUACAAAGGGCCAAAGGAAAAUUUCCAAGUUGAAAAAGAGAAUGAAUGACAAUAACACCCAAAGACAAUCGGUUCCAACGCCUUCCGACGCUACUAUAUCUACAGUUGACUACGACUUAAAAGAGCAAGAGCAAUUAUCGAAAGCAAGGGCCCUACGUAGGUACGAUUACCUUUCAAAGCAUAUUUCUAAUAGCAACUCAUUCGCUAACUCAACAAACACAUCCUUUGUUACUGCAUAUAACAUAUUCCCAGGCUCUGACACUACAAGGAAUGGUGGUGGUGGUGGCGCUUACAAUACUUCACAAUACUUCCCCAAUACCUUUCUCAACAAUAGUACAUUCAAUGACUCCACAAUGAUCAACCCCAAUGUAUCGAUAUUGGGUGGGUUUGGUAAUGGUAUAGUGGGUGAGAGCACGCCAUUCAGUUCGCCUGGAAAAAAUAAAAUCAAAAAGCCUACCUUGGGUAAUAUCCCCAAGGGUUUGCUAGAGUUGAAGGAACUAACGCAGGGGAUAAAGAAAAAAUACAACAGAAAGUGA